Messenger RNA from Planococcus citri (citrus mealybug), 2163 nucleotides. RefSeq lists its product as uncharacterized. Gene Ontology annotation, molecular function: RNA binding. Lineage: Eukaryota; Metazoa; Arthropoda; Insecta; Hemiptera; Pseudococcidae. The record is from RefSeq and is a predicted model, not a curated record. Gene Ontology annotation, cellular component: nucleus. The coding region runs from base 516 to 1802 and encodes 428 amino acids. The transcript has 8 exons.
AAACGUGAACAUUUUUUCCAUAUUUAAAUUCAGAUCUUGAACGUAACGUUUAUUUAAUCAUUUUUUUAUAAAUCCACGCGUUCAAUAUUUUCCUACUGUGGAUUGAAUAGGCAAUUAUUCUAACCUUGAAGCAUGUUGCUUCAAAUGACAUUCACCUUUCAAAUAUUUUUGAAGAAAAAUAAUAUCGAAUUUUCAUCGUGACGUUAUCACAAACAUGUGGUUUGCUUAUCAGUAAGAUAAGGAAAACAAAAAUAUGCAAAUGAAUUUCACGUGAUUCCUAAAAAAUGAUAACUUAUUUGCAAAAUUGCGUAUGCAUGAUGGAAUUUCGUAAUAUUGAUCAAAUCAUUUACUUACCUAGACCUACCUACCUAAAAACAAAGUAUUGUAUUUUAUGACCGAAUAUUGUCCAAUGUUUAAACCAUAAGUCCUGUGAUUGAAAAUUCUCGCGGUAGUGAUAAAAAUUUUAAUGUGCUGUUAUUAAAUUCAUAAAUUGCAUAAGUGAGAGUGAUUUUGAAAUGGAAUACAUUAUGAGACCAUCAACAAUGAACCCUACGAUGCCCUCUGAAAGACUCGAUUUCGAUACAGAAUCAUCUGGUUCGUCAUCUUCGAACGAAUGUUCGUACAUAUCUUCAAGAAAUCAUAGGAAAUGUUUCUGGAAAGGAGGUGGUGAUUAUUCCGGUGCUGUGAAUAAAACGCAGUUAUUUCAACAUUGCGUGAAAAACAAGAAGAAACCUAGAAAAGACAAAACCGAAGCAGUUUGUACGUUUAUUAGAAAAAGGGUUCAAAAUGUUCGACAUUCGUUUCAGAAUAAACAUACGACCAUUAAACUCAUCAACGUUCCAGUUAAAAUGAAUAAUAUCUUGGAUCUGUAUCAUAAUUUUAUUCGAUUUGGUACCAUAACAAUGAUCCAGGCUCAGAGAAACAGUAAUCCAUACUGCGCGAUAUUAUCAUUUCUACGCAGCGAAGAUGCAAAAAGUGCAAUGGAAAAUGCCAGAAAAAUUAUUCCAAACGUAAGAGCUGUCUGGUGUAUGGAUGCAUGUCUUUCAACCACGAAUAACGCUAAUUACGUUUACACCGAUGAUACGUGUUCUUCGCAAAAUAUCUCAAACAGAUAUAAGCCGAAUGAUAUUCUUUCCGAUAAGCUUUAUCGUACUCAGCAACUUUUUAACGCUGACGAUAGAAAUCACGCUAUUCCUAAUUACGAUACGAAAUACGAACAAAAUUUGGAGAUACUAAUCACCGAAUUAAUCCGAAAAAAGAAUAGAUUACUCUCGCAGCAAAUGAAUUCCAUGAGGGAAAUAAUACAAAAAAUAAACAAAUGCGAGAUUGGUGGUCGAGAAGAAAAAAUAUUAUUAGAGCUGCUGAAAAAAGUACAAAUUCAAGUUCAAGAAAAUAGAAAAAGCAUCGACUACUCUGUCAAACAAAGGAAUGAGUAUUUUGCCAAACGGAAAAUGUUGACCAGUUGGAAAGGUGUAGAAAAACCAACUACCGUUUGUCCUCCUUGGAUAUCUGCUUUUAGAACUGCAUCAGCAAAACACGCCCAAAGUAUGAAAUACAAAGAGAAAAUGCGCAAAAGAGGCAAGACCGUCCGAGUUUUCCCGAUCAGUGAUGAUGACUCUUCAACUUCGGAAUCUGAAAAAGUAUCUGUUGUUAGUAGCGAUGAAUCUACGACCCCGAAAUAUUAUUCCAUUUUUUGCAGAAAAAGCGCUCUUAAAUGGCCUAAAAAGUUACACGAUGAACGAUAUGAGAGUGAGAUGACUCAUCUUCUUUCCGACGAUAGCAAUUGUCAUGAAAAUGAUUGAGUAUGAACAGGUAAGUCAUAAGCAUAGAGUACCUUUACUUUAUUUUUAAAUUGACCUACGAUUUUUAUAUUAUUCAUUUUAAAUUGCUACCUAAAUUUUUUAUUUAUUUAGGAAGACGUUUUAAAAGCAGGUAAACUAGAUUUAUGUCUUUUUAAAUUGUGAUCAAAAAUUCGAAUUUGAAAUUUUAUCAGUAAAUUUUUAUUAUAAAAACGUACCUAUAGCCGUAUUUUUCAUAUUGUAAAAAUUAUUCAUUUGUUUAUUUAAUAUUCUAUUCAUAAGCAAAUAUGUAUUUCUUUUUUGUGAAAAGUCUUGCAGUGUUGAAAAUUUAGCUCAGGGGUUUUUCAUCGAAAUAAAUUGAAAA